Messenger RNA from Antechinus flavipes (yellow-footed antechinus), 2704 nucleotides. It is a transcript of the gene NUMBL, whose product is annotated as NUMB like endocytic adaptor protein. The record is from RefSeq and is a predicted model, not a curated record. Bases 196 to 2001 code for a protein of 601 amino acids. Lineage: Eukaryota; Metazoa; Chordata; Mammalia; Dasyuromorphia; Dasyuridae. The transcript is spliced from 10 exons.
CCCCCCAAUGGAAUCCUCCCGGGAGCCGAGCAGGCGCGUGCGUGUGCGGCCCCCACCAUCCCCCGGCCUCCGUCCCUGUGCCCGGACUCCGUCAGUCGGCGCCGCUGCUGCAGAGCUGUCCCGGGGUCGGGCCGGGACUGGAGGGAAGCCGGGCUCGCUGGGGUCCGCAGGAGGCGGGGGCGCCGGGGCCCCUGGAUGUCCCGGAGUGCGGCGGCAGCCCCCGAGACGAGCAGAAGGAGCGCAGAGAGGCCCAGGAGGGCCGAUCAGCGUUUGUCCUCAGCCCCUCCUCGCCUGGCCCUGGGGCCCCCCCAAACCUUCAGGACGGAGCCCGACGGCGCUGGCACCAUGAACAAGCUGCGUCAGAGCCUGCGGCGCAGGAAGCCGGCCUACGUCCCCGAGGCCUCGCGCCCGCACCAGUGGCAGGCCGACGAGGAUGCCGUCCGGAAGGGCAAGUGCAGCUUCCCAGUCAGGUACCUGGGUCACGUAGAGGUGGAGGAAUCCCGAGGGAUGCACGUGUGUGAAGAUGCCGUGAAGAAACUGAAGGCGACUGGGCGGAAAUCCGUGAAAUCUGUGCUGUGGGUGUCGGCAGAUGGGCUGCGCGUGGUGGAUGACAAGACCAAGGACCUGCUGGUGGACCAGACUAUCGAGAAGGUCUCGUUCUGUGCCCCCGACCGAAAUCUAGACAAAGCCUUCUCCUAUAUCUGCCGGGACGGCACCACUCGGCGUUGGAUCUGCCAUUGUUUCUUGGCACUCAAGGACUCGGGCGAGCGGCUGAGCCACGCCGUGGGCUGCGCCUUUGCCGCCUGCCUGGAGAGGAAGCAGAGGAGGGAGAAGGAGUGCGGGGUCACAGCCGCCUUCGACGCCAGCCGCACCAGCUUUUCCCGCGAGGGCUCCUUCCGCCUCACCGGGGGCAGCCGGCCCGCGGAGCGCCAGCUUUCAGAGAAGAAGAAAGCAGAGGCAGCCGCCGUGCCCGCUGUACCUGCUCCGGGCCCUGCCCAGCCAGGCCACAUGUCCCCAACCCCCGCGGCCACGUCGCCUGGGGAGAAGGGGGAAGCGGGCGCGCCGGGGCCGGCCCCCCCGGGCCCCGCGGCUGCCGCCAUCCCCCGACGCCACGCGCCCCUGGAGCAGCUGGUGCGCCAGGGAUCCUUCCGAGGCUUCCCCGCCCUCAGUCAGAAGAACUCGCCCUUCAAAAGGCAGCUGUCCCUGAGACUCAACGAGCUGCCCUCCACCCUGCAGAGGCGCACUGACUUCCAGGUCAAAGGCACAGUGCUGGAGAUGGAGCCCCCGGGGGCCACUGACAGUGACGGCAUCAACGCCCUGUGCUCACAGAUCAGCUCCUCCUUUGCCAACGCGGGCGCCCCUUUGGCGGGGGCCCAGCCCGCGGCCGCAGGGCCGGCCACCUGGAGCGAGCCCGGCCUGCCCGCGCCCCCGCCCGGACACAAGCGGACGCCCUCGGAGGCCGAGCGGUGGCUGGAGGAGGUGGCCCAGGUGGCCAAGGCUCAGCAGCAGCAGCAGCAGCAGCAGCAGCAGCAGCAGGGGCUGCCCGGGCCCCGGGCCCCCGCCGCGCCCACCUCGCUGCCGCCGGCCCUUCAGCCCUUCCCCGCUGCGCCCGCCCCCAUGGCGGUUUUCCUGCCCGCCCCCCACAUGCAGCCUGCCUUUGUGCCCACCUACCCAGGUCUGGGCUACCAGCCGGUGCCCCGGGUGCCCGUGGUGGGCAUCACACCUUCCCAAAUGGUCGCCAACGCUUUCUGCUCUGCUGCUGCCCCCUCGGCCACCCCGCUCCAGCCGGCCACCUUGGCCGGGAAAGCUGCCCCCUGCCCCCCGGCCCCGCCCCCGCGGCCCAACGGGGCCCCCUGGCCCCCCGAACCCGGGCCCUCCCCGGCCCCCGAGGCGGACCCCUUCGAGGCUCAGUGGGCCGCGCUGGAGGGAAAGCCGCAGCCCGAGCGGCCGUCCAACCCCUUUUCCGGAGACCUCCAUAAGACUUUUGAGAUUGAACUGUAGCCGGGACCCCCGGGCCCGUGGGCGCCCUCGCUCCAGCCCAAGUCUUCUGUACAUCUCCCCCCCCGCCGGCUCCGUACUCCCCGGGGCCUCCCACCCUCGGUCUCCUCUCCCUCCUCCCCACUUCUGUCCAAAGGGAAGAGUUCGUAUCCGGGUCAUGGGUGGGAAAGGAGGACGUAAUUCAGGGAUGGGCCCAUGUCACUGCCCCUCGAACACAGAACUGGCCUAGCACUGCCCCCCUUCCCUCCUGAGGCCCGGGGGGCCGUGGCCCUCUCCCCCAUUUCCCUACAGAUCAGUUACUUUCUUCUUCCUGCUGCCCUGACCUGGGGGUGUAAGGUGGGGUGUGCGAGGGAGCACCCGCCCCGGGGUCCACGCCGAGCACAAGACAAGGGCCCCCAGCCCGCCCCACUGCCACUGCCAAUGCCCGGGGGACGUCCGGCCCGCCCUCCCGCCCGGGGCUGGGGGUGAGGGAGGAGAAGAGGGGCCUGCGCGGAGCCGGGGCAGGCUGGGGAACGCUGCUCAGUUACCUCACUUCUGUGCCCGCCGCCGAGGGAACAGGGGGCAGGGACCGGAUGCUCGGCGGGCACAGGGGCUGUGCCCGUCGCCGCCUGGACUUUUCUAUCUUUUAUCUCCAAUUUUUUUUUUGUAUCUAAACCUGCAGAUUUGUAUUAUACCAUGAGAGCCAAUAAAGAAGGAAUAUAAAGGA